This is a messenger RNA of Benincasa hispida (wax gourd), 2038 nucleotides long. RefSeq names its product plant-specific TFIIB-related protein (gene PBRP). Gene Ontology annotation, cellular component: nucleus; transcription preinitiation complex. Gene Ontology annotation, molecular function: TBP-class protein binding. Gene Ontology annotation, biological process: DNA-templated transcription initiation; transcription preinitiation complex assembly. Lineage: Eukaryota; Viridiplantae; Streptophyta; Magnoliopsida; Cucurbitales; Cucurbitaceae. The record is from RefSeq and is a predicted model, not a curated record.
AAUUUUUCCAAAAAAAUGGAAGAGAUCCAUAAAAAAUCCGAAGCUAUACUAGUGUGCUUUAACCUAGCAACUACAACAAAAAGUAUAAAUUGCAGGCGAUAUUGUUGGUUCGAAUUCGAUUGACCUGCAAAGUCAUUCGAUCACUACCAAACAUACGCACGCUGAAUCCGAGUCCUUAGCAGCUCUGUAACGACGUCAAUGAAGUGCCCCUACUGUUCGGCGGCGCAGGGGCGGUGCGCCACCUCGAGCACCGGCAAGUCCAUCACAGAGUGCAUUUCCUGCGGCCGCGUUGUCGAAGAACGGCAAUUCCAGCCCCACCACCUCUUCCACCUUCGCGCUCAAGAUAACCCCCUUUGUCUCGUCACCUCCGACCUACCCACCCCUCCAGUCCACCACCAGAACGAUCAGGUUCUGGAUCCUUUCGAGCCCACUGGCUUCAUUACAGCCUUCUCCACUUGGUCCUUGGAGCACAAUCCACUCUUCUUCCGCUCCUGCUUCUCCUUCUCCGGCCACCUUGCGGAGCUCGAGCGUACCCUAGAGUCUACGUCGUCAUCCAAUUUGCCGUCAUCUUCGACGGUAGUGGUCGACAACCUUAGGGCUUAUAUGCAGAUUAUCGAUGUGGCUUCUCUUUUGGGGUUGGAUUACUAUAUUUCCGAGCACGCGUUUAAGUUGUUUAGAGAUUGUUGCUCGGCUACUUGUUUAAGGAACCGGAGUGUUGAGGCGCUUGCCACUGCUGCCCUUGUGCAGGCUAUUAGGGAGGCGCAGGAGCCCCGAACCCUUCAGGAAAUCUCCAUUGCAGCGAAUGUACCCCAAAAAGAGAUAGGGAAGUACAUCAAGAUUUUGGGAGAAGCUUUGCAAUUAAGUCAACCCAUCAACAGCAAUUCCAUAUCAGUUCAUAUGCCUAGGUUCUGCACUCUUCUCCAACUCAAUAAAUCUGCUCAGGAACUGGCAACUCACAUCGGGGAAGUUGUCAUCAACAAAUGCUUCUGCACUCGCAGGAAUCCCAUUAGCAUCUCGGCUGCUGCUAUAUACUUAGCUUGCCAAUUAGAAGAUAAGCGGAAGACGCAAGCAGAAAUUUGUAAAGUUACAGGUCUUACUGAAGUCACCCUCCGGAAAGUCUACAAGGAGCUACUAGAAAAUUGGGAUGAUUUGCUUCCUUCUAAUUAUACUCCUGCUGUUCCACCAGAAAGGGCAUUUCCCACAACUGUAAUUGCUUCAGGCCGUUCUGCAGCUCCUAAAGUUGAUACAUUUGAAGGGGCUUCUAUAGAGAAAGACAAGGCGAUAGAAACUAAACCUAAUAUAUCCACUGAGAUCUCAGAAAUGGGUCAUCCGUCCAGAGUCAAAGAAGAUAGUGAGAGUAAAUUUGUAUCCCGUGGGAUGUAUAACCCUGUAACUAGCAAGUCAUCAACUUUUUGUCAACCACACCCUCCUAAAGGGAAUUCUAUCCCAAGUACUGUUGGGAAGAAGACUCAAAGUGAUGCCCAGGGAAUGGAUAUUGUUAAGGAGCACUCCAACAGUUAACAAUAAGAGCAAAAGGUGGAUGAAGCUCGAUGGCAUACAGUCGGCAACAUUGCCAUCAGAUUUCUGUAUCAUGUUCAACUGGCAAGUAACAAAUCUUAACCAGCCGUUUAGCUUAGUGGAAUGAAACGAUGUCGAAAUGAAAGAAAAGUGAUGGUAGAAGAACAUUUCGUUGGUUUUAUUUAGGAGGACGACCCUUCAUUUUUUUUUUUUUUUUAAGUAGAACAACUGCGGGGAUGGGAAGUGUCCGACUUCUAGGGAAAGAACGGCCCUCUGUUUAUGGAAGGCCUCGGGAAUUCAAUUAUCAAGGAGAAUUCAGUGUUUCCAACAGGAUUAAGGUACAUAUGUAUGAUUAACGCGAAACAAGAUUUGGUUUAAAACUCGUAUUUUACAUGUCUGGACUGCCAACCAUCUAGAUUUGCCUGUAUAGUUCGCAUUCACGUUACAACAGAGUAACGAUCUGUAGAGUAAAAAUUUCAGAUUGUGAUUAUUCAUACUUAAUUCCUGAUCUAUUAAGGAA